UCAUUAAGUGUUAGUUAAUUUCUUCUUACCUGUUUCCCCUAACAAUCCAGCUGCCGUUUUCUUUGUCUUCAUUUCGCUCAAUUCAUGCCACGAAUGCUUCAUAACAGCCAGGCGGGUCAAUGGCUGAAUGUGACUUCUCAUCGAUUAUUUACGUGAUGAACGUGGUGAUGAGCUUUGAUGGCUAUUCGCCCAGUUGAGCUGGGACUGAUGACUGGAGACGCUCGCUAUGAUAAUUUUUACGGUUUUUCUUUUACUGGGCUUACCUGGUGUAGCUCGAACUUCGCAAUUAGAUACUCGUCAGAAUGGCCCAAGUGGGAACUCCUCGGUAGUCCUGCCAUCGCCAAGUCUGAGCAGCCAGAAGGAACCUUUGGCACCUUCACUGGUAGCCACUCCGUUACGGGUUACCACUCCGUCAAGCAUCACGAAGCGGGAGCGUGGUCCACAAGGUUUUGACGGUAUCGGUCUUCCGGGUCCGCCACCUCCGUCCGCUCCUGGAAGUCCGACUCCUCCAGUGGAAUUAUCGCCACCGGCAGAAAAUCCUGCUAAUCCAGUAGCGACAUCGACUAUUGUUGAUGUUGAAACUGUGGUUAGCACGACUAUACUCACUCUCGCUUCGCCAACUAUUCCAACUGCUGUAGCUUUGCCCGAAACUCCAUCGGCACAGCUCACGACUAUCAUUACGACAAAUUCUCGGUCGGCGAGAAUACCCUCACCAACCACUUUCCUUACUUCUAAAAUCACGUCUAGUGUUACCAGCUUGACACUGAGUGAAAACUCUAAAACCGCAGCUAUUGUGCCGAAUUCUAACCCUGUUUCCUCACCUACCGGAGCAGUCACGAUGACCAGUUCUACUCCGACUCCCAGCAGUGUCAGCUCGAAUGAUAACGGAAGUGGGAGUUCAACAUUAACCAUCGUCCUUAGUACGGUUCUGAGCAUCGCAGGUGUAGUUUUGAUUGCAGUGGCCGCUUAUUUAUGCACGGGAGACCGGCGGAGAAGAUUACCAAUGUUUAACAGAGGCAUCACCCCGAUCGGUGACGAUGAGAUAGCAACGUGGAAGUCGAAUCGAUCGGCAGAGAAGGUUAAUAAGUUUACGACUCGGCCGACUCACUCACACAACGGAUCCACGUCAACAUCUACCAGAAGAGCCCCAAGCUUAAUCCAAUAUCAAACCGGCACUCGACCGUCUCUCGAAGUAAUAUCGCCCAGAUCGUUUAUCGGCGACAAAAACAGCUUUGACUUACCGCAAAUUCCCGGGGCUGUGUUAGCACGGGCACCGAACGCACGAUCUGGCCUGACGGACGAGGCGGUUCCUGGAGACGAUCCAUUUUUACCAACCUCGAGACGACACACAUCAAGAUUGCAUAAACUACCGCCGAAUUCGCCGAUCAUGAGCAGUCGGAAAGAAUCGCGUAGCAAUAGUCUAAGAAGUUUUUCUGAACCUUCAUGGCGGGACAGUGCAGUAGAAACAUCGCCUCCUAGGGGUUCGAGUGAAGGCUUUGCGCGAAGCCAUCGUAUCUACUCGAAUUCACCGCUUCCGCCGCCGCCAAGACUAUCUUAUGGCGAAAACGACCAAUUUACGGGCCUAUCACCGCCUCCGUCACGGCGGAAUGAAAGCACAAUCGGAUUGGCUGUCGGCUGAGAAUUGUGAUCUGCCGUCUAUCUUGAUACCCAAGUUCGAUCCCUGUAGUUUGUACAUCCAAACCUUGGAGAUUUACCGGGGGGUGUAUCUAAACGUGCUUCGUCUGUUUCAGCCCUCGGACGUGCCUCAGGGAGUUAAGAAUUACCGGCUCGACUAUCCUUGCGCACCGCCGAAGAAACAACACACCAUCACACACGUGGAUCUUCGACGGAACGAAACUGAACAGAGAGAACCAAGUGCUCUUAUCGUUCAGGUCGCUUUAGGGCCAGCAUUGCUUAGGAACUGCAUAUUAGCUAGCCAAUAGCAGGCCCUGGUACCUCACUUGUCAGCUUCACGCCCCUUUUCGAUGCAUUAACAUGAUGCCAUUUUUUAAUCAUCCCGAUUUCUAGCCUUCGUGGCACAA
Molecule: messenger RNA, 2042 nt
Organism: Daldinia vernicosa
Lineage: Eukaryota; Fungi; Ascomycota; Sordariomycetes; Xylariales; Hypoxylaceae
Exons: 2
Coding region: 227-1639 (470 amino acids)
Source: RefSeq, a predicted model, not a curated record